GAUUCCAGACGGACCAAAACAUCCUGCGGAAAGUUGACGUGGAGGAGUUUGUGUGUAACCAUGGCUGAUACUAAAGUAGAAAUACCGACUGAUAACUCCGCCGUGAUACAAAACUUAAAUGCUUCAUCUCAAUCGAAUAACCCGCUGUCGAGAAAGCUGAACAAGAUACUGGAGACGAGGCUCGAUAAUGACAAGGUGAGGAGAAAGCGUUAGCUGACAGAAGCUAACGAUGCUAACGAUCAUAAAAAAUGCGCAUAAAUCUGCUCUUUGGUGGUUUUCUACAAUUAAUGGGUUUUUGUUAGAGGUCUUUACUUACUGAUUGCUCAUUCUAGCUGCCCGUGGACAUUAAUGUGCGAAGCUGUGUUUGCAGACUGCAGCAGUUUUAGUGAUAAUAAUAAUAAUGUAUCAGGGAUCCUUAAAGCGCUUUGCAUAGGAAAACAUAAUUCAUUCCCUCACACAGUCACACCCUCGGUGGUGGUAAAAUACCUUAAUAGUCACAGCUGUCCUGGGGCAGACUGACGCAGAACGUGGCUGACCAGUUUGCGCCUCCUGCCUCUGUAACCACCACCACACAACACUCACACACCAGUGAAGGAUACAUACUGGGAGCAACGUUGGUUAAGUGUCUUGCCAAACGACACAAUGAAUAGGCUUGGGAUAGGGGGGGAAUCGAACCACCAACCUUCUACUUGGUGGAUGACUAUUCUACCUCCUGAGCUAUGGCCGCCUUAGCUUGAACAUUUAGAUUAGUGCUAAGCAAGAUGGGAAAAAGUUUAUCACGCUAUAAUUUUUUUCAAAUCAGUCAAUAUAAAUAUAUAUAACGGUAUAAAAAGCCGACGUCAGCAUGAGGGGCGUCAUGCCUAACGUGCCGGCGUGGCCAUUUUGACAAACAUAACACUAAACGCGUUGGAAUGAAUAAAAUUAGGAUGAAGUUCAGUUUUAAAAAUCAACCAUUUGUUAGCUAACUACACAGUAACGGAGAACGGAAUGGAGAGAGCAAAACUUGGACUCAACAUACUGUUCAGGGAUGAGCUGAACAAUGAAGAAAGAGAGCGUUACCUGAGUAAAAUUGAGGACAUUGCUGAACUCAUAUGAACACACUGUAUGGUCAGAAGAUGAGUUCGAGAUGCUACCACCACUGAACCGAGUGCAUUUGAAGCAUGCACAGUUCUCCAUUCUGUUCCCCCUUACUGUGUAGUUACUUAGUGUUGUGAUGUCUGUAAAAAUGGCCGUGCUGGCACGUAGCGCACCACACCGGCACUGCUUUACCUUAUUGGUCGCAUGUUUUUUGCAAUACAAUACAAUACUGCUUCUGUGAGGUCUUUGUGUUUCUUUGUGGUGAAAAAGAUUUGAGGUAUUCCCCGACUUGAGAGAACAUUUACUCGACAUAAUUUGCAGUGCACAUUACUAUGCUUCAUGUCCGACCUCAACACCAAAAUACCUCCACACCACCGACGUUUUCAUGCCAGUGUUGUCGACGAUGUCGUCAUCUGUUGAGUCUUCAUCUUCAUUUCUGCCGGGGGUAGCACUCAUUUUCCUUUUUCACUUGUUAAAGUGCUAUGGUUGCGUGUAGCUGCGGCUUGCUACUACAGUUUUUUUGCUACUUGAUUCUAAUUCAGCACAUGAUUGGUUCAGCCCGAAGCCGACCCAGAGCGACUCCCCUUUUCAUUGGCUAUUCCUAUAGUCUACUAAAACAUGGCAGGAUGCUGCCUAUUGAAAAACAUAUUGAGCAUGUUAUAUAUAUAUAUAUCAUUAUCAUUUUAUCACCCAGCCCUAAUUCAGAUGAUUUCAGUAUGAAUAACCUCCAUCUAUUGGCUUCCCUAGUUAAGGAACCAGGAUUUAACACGCAAAAGUAGGUGAACUGACCCUGUAAGUGAGUCAAUUCUUCCCUGCUUGGCUUGCGCUCCAUCUGCCAACAUUACGCUUCAAUAGUUUGUCUGCAAGGGGGAACAGAUUCUCAAGGAUGCUAAACUCGUUGCUGAACCCCAUCUGAUCUGCCUAACUAUGAACUUUCCAUUCUGUGCUUUCAGGAGAUGCUGGAGGCUCUGAAGGCUCUCUCUGUGUUCUUCACUGAGAACAGUUUACGCACAAGGAGAAAUCUGCGAGGAGACAUAGAGCGGAGAAGCCUGGGGAUCAACGAAGAGUUCGCACGAAUAUUUAAGGAAGUAAAAGAGGUGAGAAAACCGAACUAAAGCAUCUUUAAAGGAAUCAUUUUUAAAGUUUUUAUACUUGGCAUUUCACUGCUCAAAUACUGGAACACUUUAUGUGCCAAGGGAGACUGUUGUAGAGAACAUAGAAACCUGUUUUUCAAGCAAGGCACAAAUGAAAUCAUAUGCAAACAGUCUUUCAUUGGUGCUGGCUUAACUGUCUCUGCAGGAGCUGGAGAGUGUGCAUGAGGAUGUCCAAGCCAUGAGCACGUGUUGUGAAGAAAUGACUGACAGAUUAAAGGUACAGUCUGACAUUUCUGUAUCUCAUAUAGAAGUCCCUUUGCUGUCCAAUAGCUUAACACUUAUACCAACGAUAGAAGUAUAUUGUGUGAGAGAAUAAAGCUUGCAUGCCAUCUGUUAAGACACUUAUACAUUUCAUUUUACAGGCCGCAAAGGAGCAAACACAAGACCUCAUUGUGAAAACCAACAAGCUGCAGGGAGAAAAGUGAGUAGAUUCUGAAGGGGUACAUUUUUUUGUUUGCUUGUAUGUCUAUACGUGUUCGCGUAGCGUUACCUUGCAUGUGUUUAUUUGAACAUCAAAUCCAGUUACCCAUUAAAAAGUCAAUAAAGUGCUGCAGUUUAGGUUUUUCUCCAGAGUCAGAGAAACUUCUCGAAUGUGUAAUGCUUGCUGAAAACAAAAACUACCCUCUGGAAAUGUACAGUUUUUGUUUAAUCAGAAAGUAAAGUAUUUGAUUUUCCAUUAUCUGUGAGAGCGGUGAAGUUUUAGUCAGUUUUAUAUCAGUUUUUUGAUAUCUGUUUUAUGAAUAUUUGCUCAUAUGGGACCUUUUUAAAUCCCUGGUUCAAGUUUUCAGCACAUAUUAGUUCACCGCCAGAAUUGAUUGCAAAAAAAAAAAAAACUGAAGUAGUAAAAAUUCAAACAAUGAUUGAAACAAAAACAGAAAGUGUCUAAACUGGAUGUAAGAUUGUGUUGGUCAUUGGCUUUUUUAAUAGACUGUAUUGAUGAUCACCUGGUCAUUUUGAAUAUACUGCAUAUGGGACACUGUAUUUUAUUCAGCACUUGCACAAUCUAGACAUCUAUUCAGAAUAAAAUAGUCACCAAAAUGUAAAAUAGGACAAUACAAUGAGGCUGCUGCUGCUCCAGACAUUUGUAGCAGAAUAAAGAGCGUUAAGGAGAUUGAUUUGAUAGGAUGAAAACUUUGUUCUAAAUUAACAGCCGAAAGUUCAAAGAAAUCUCAUAUCGCCGUUUCAGCACUUAUCUUUUCUGAGGCUAAAAGUCAUUUUGGAAACUCAUCACAUGCGUCCCUGAUAGGCAUCUUCAUCAGACCAAAGCCAGACACCAUCAUUUCACUCUCUUCAGCGUCUCAUUUUGAACAGAAAAAUUGCCUCCUUUUCUAGUGAGACCAGUUUCCAGACGACAAAAAAAAAACCUUCAAUCAAAAUACGCAGCAGGAGCAAGAUGUCUACUUAGCGAGUCAGAAGCAUUUAUUGCACACGUUGUUUGGAAAGCGAUCUUUCAUUACGCUCUUGCACUCUCUGUUAAGGUCAUCCUCUUUGACAGCUGUAAAUCAAAGCGUCACAUUAAAAUUGAUUCACUGACAGUUUGAGCUGUUUGCACAUACAUGAGUGUGACCUGCCAAGUUAGACUAGACUACCUUCUAGUAUGUGAAGUUGCUGUGGUGCAGGGCAAGAAGAGCUGGCAUGCACAUCUUCUUUCUGAUGAGGGGGGGGAUAAAUGAUUCAUGAGGCGGAUGAAUAUUUCUCCUGCAGUUGACUAUUUGCAUAAGGAAGGCAGCGAUCAUCACAAAUGGAGCCUCAUUUGUUUCAUUCGUCAUGUCCUGUGAUGUUUGGUCUUCAGAUAAACAUCAAAGUAUUUCCUGUUUACACGGCUGCUCCCUGAUCUCGCUGAAGCAGACGAUUACAACUGGAGAGCGGCCCAUCAGCGUGUUCACACGUAUGAGCGUGUGCGUUGAGAUUUGCUGACAACACAUGUUAAGAGCCGUCAAAUAUGCAGAUUGAAUAUGUACAGCUCCCUAUGACAUUGGGUGGAGAAGAGUCAGUUGGUGUGUCCUUACCCAGCUGCAUCUCUUUGAAUACUGAUGGAUUUAUUUCCUCUGAAAGCCUGCCAAUAAAAUAAUUUAAGUGCCAUUAAUUUAUGAUUUUUGGCCUGCAGAGUGUUGACAGAGAUGUGAAAAUGAAAUACCCCGCUCUUCUUCAUGGAUAGCUGGGGAUUGGGGUGGGGUUCAUUAGCAUUUGUGGCGGCUGUGACCCCCGGUGCUCAGUGACCUUGUGACGCCACAUACAGAGGCAGGGGGCGAACUUAAUGUAGAUUUCUGGCAAAAGACGGCGCUUACUGCUGUGAUGCGCCGCCGCAAUUCCAUGCUCUGCUGGCACAGCUUCAGGACCUCCUUGACGACAAGGUGACAAAGGAAGGGAGGGAGGGAGUGAGAUUGGAAAUAAAGGAGAUAAAGCUCAGAAUGUGAGAGGAGUGAAAGACACCAGUGGGGAUAAAGGCAGCGGUGAAAAUUCUCAGACAGUGAAUUGAUUCAAGUCAUCGCACUUUAUGUGCCGGUCCUGUUGGCGGUAAGUGGUCAGAGGUUUUACAUAAAGGCCGUCCUGAGUGGCCCCCUGCUCGGUCUGCUUUUUCGCGUAGUGGUACCACUGGGAACCUGCUGUCUGUCUGCGUGACAUUUUCAUUCGCAGAUCCACAAUGACCCCACAGGCAGAUGGGAUAUUGACUGCACGCUGGGCUUUGACCUUGUCUUUAGCUGUUUGGUCUCAGAGGAGCUGCCAGAAGAAGUGUGCAUUCAAGCUGUCCUCCUUCAGCCACCCGCCACUCGGCCCACUGCUCCCGUCUUUUCAGGUCACAGAGUACUCAGCAAUCUGGAGCCAGCAUCUUUUUUUACGCUUCCCCUGUUGACAUGUAUUAUAGCAGCGCUACAACUGCAGCACAGCCCAACAAUUUGUGCUUAUAGGACACCUCUGCUGAGAGAGAGGGUACAGUCUUUCAAAGCUCUCUCUCUCUCUGUGUCUCUCUCUGUGUACCCACAGAGCAGGCCUGUCCUGAUCUGUUUGCCAUCUUAUCUUUCUCUGUCACUGUGUCAUUUGCCAGCUCUAAUGAAACUGAAAGAAAAAAACAGAUUGCUUACAACGUGUCGAAGCAAAGGUGGAAAAAAAGGGGAGAGCCAAUGAGAGCGAGCGGCCCUGUGUUUGUCUGCCUCCUUUUCAGACGUGCUGCUCUUUGUUCGGGGGCCGGUCCUGUUCAAAGAGGCUGUCAGCGGCGGCAGUAAAUUAGUGUUGUGUGUUGUUCCGUAAUGAAACGUAAUGCUCCCCACCUGCCCUACCCUGUGUGAUCUUUGCUUUAGCGUGACAUGUUAUCUGCCGAACAAGUUGAGACGUCUCUCCGGCGGAUGUUUCACUAGACUGUGUGACAGCGCGGUUGGCUGGAGGGGUCUGACAGUUGGUUUAGCUCUAUUAGGACUAUUUAGCUGCAUGACUGAGGAUAAUGUUGUUAAAUGUGAGAAACUCAACUAGGAUUUACCUGCCCUGGGCUCAGGCAGAGACUCAUUUUUGUCGCAGGAAUUCUCACAGCACAUGAGAAGUUAUUAGUCUUGGGUUGUAUCUACACUGUUUUUCCUGAAUUAAAGCAAAUUAUUUCGCCGUGACUCUUGUUUGGGUCAUUUAAAAGCUCCCCGAAGCCCCCAGGAGAACGUUCACAGUGUAAAUGACAGCCUGUGUAAAAUGACACUUGAGCUUUAUUAAGGCUCUGCUGGCUGUUAAUGAGGGUCUGGCUGUGAGUAUGCCUUUGUGUUGUCUGAUGACUGGCUGUGACCACGCUCUGUGAUCACUGGUGCAUGGCUAACCAACAGUUUUGUGAAUGCCAAAUUUCCAUGCAGGCUUUUGAAACAGCCCCUAAUAGUUUGUAAUGGACCAUCGACUCACACGGUUCACAACUCCUGCAUGAGCGAGAAUAUUUGCUGCGAUAAUCAGUCUGCUUUAGAAAUAAGAAAUGAAAAAUGAACAAAGUUUUAUAAACUUUAAUGAAAGUUAGAAGUUUGAUUCCACCUUGUAUGACACAUCCUCAGGUAGUAAAAUGUGAUUUACAUAUUAAACCAUCAGUAUAAACAAACUUACUGCGCCAACGGCUCAGCUCUGAGGCGUCGUACAGGUGUGACUGAAAAUUUCACUCUGUCAGAUAAUGAGACUGAGCUUUAACGGUAACUGUACCCGCAGGUCGCAGCUUGACUCCGCCCUCGGUGUGUAAUUAGGAAAAAAUGCAACAAAGUGUGAAAGGGGGCGUGGAUGUGAGAGGCGGGAGUUUCUCAGUCACAAUGAUAGAAAGGUGAUGACAUGCUAUUCUUAAAAUACAGAUUUUACGAUGUAGAUUCGUCAUCAGUCCUGAUAUAAAUCAAUCUCUGCCCUUAAAACACAGAUCUUUAUUGAUUGGUGAAAAUAUCAGUAUCAAGUCUGCAGUUUGUCUUUAAAUUUAGAUUUUUAUUACGGUUAUAAUCAGUAACCGAUCGGUCUGAUUAUCAAGAGUGAACGAUUAUUGUGCAUGUGACGUUAAAUAGAGUGAAAUCUGGUGCUUAAUUUAGUGAGUAUUAUUCCCAAAUUUAAGUGAAAGCUCGUCAAGCGACACUAGGAAUUGAUGCAUGGUCCCUUACAGUAGUAGAACAUAUGAUAUUUUAUAUAAAAUUAUCCAAUUAAAUAGACAGAAAUGUUUUAAUAAACAAAAAGUACACUAAAAAAUAGGCUCAUGCAUACUAUUUUACUAUUUUGUGUUGUAUAUGGUGUACAUAUUUGUAUAUUAUCUCUUUAUUUUGACCUAUUUUACUUAUUUUAUCUAUUUAUCUCUUUAUUUUUACUUAUUUUAUCUAUUAUUUAUCUUCUUUUCCUACUUUAUUUGCACUGGAGUCACUGUGACAAAAAGCAAUUUCCCUCUGGGGAUUAUUAAAGUAUUUCUAAUUCUACAAUAUUUUCACAUUUAUUGUUUUUAGAGAUUUAAAGAGGUUUUCAGUUGCAUUAAAUCAAAUGAGGGUUUCAGUCAUUAUGUGUUUUUGCCAUAUCGAGCAGCCCUACAGCAAACAAACACACAAACAAAGGAAGAAACUCUCAGACUCACAGACAAUUUUUUGUGAUUCCAUCAUGUGAUAUUGUGUAAACUGGAUCUGAUUUAACGUUGCUGUUGUUGGCUUUCCUUCUGCAACAUCAUAGAGUAAUUUUCCUCUCAACCGCCGGGCCAGUGCCUCUACACGCUCGUCUUUACAGCCUGGCGUUGCCAAUCCACUCCAGUAUGUUGUCUCUCUCUGGUAUUCGAUAAUUGCGGUCUGGAGAAGAAUGUGUCAUGUCCUGACAGCACUGUAGAAAACGAUCCUGCUGCUCCGCUGUUCCCUCGCCAUCCGUUGCUCUGCUGUUACUACUCCCACAAUCCCCCUCUCCUAGCCCUGUGCAGACGUGUGCAGCCUGUCUGUGUUUGUGAUUUACAUCCUGGAGGAACAGGUCUGUCACUCGUGGACUGAAAAAAUGAGAGAUUGGGGCCAGGUCGAGUCUUCAGAGGUGGAUUUGUUGUAAAGUUUGACGUGUGAGAGAGAUUUUCUCUGCUGGUGCUGCUGCACUGUCAAAAAGUGUUUCCAGGAAAUAAGACGCUGUGGUGAAUGAGUGCAGCUUUCAAUUUUUGAUUCAUUUUCCUCGACAUAAAGUACAUGGUUAACUCCAAACUCCAAACUCCAAAUAUUAAAAUAUUUCCUUAUCAGGUCUACCUGGGCAAAAGAGGAAAAGGACUGGACCAAACCUUGAUUUACAAACUGGAGGAAGAGUGGAGAGUCCAACAUGUUUGUAGUCGAGUGUUGAGGUUACUCAGCCUGUGAUGGUUUUUGGUGUCAUGUCAACAAAGUCAACAGAGGGAGAUUUUAGAGCUCUUCAUGCUUCAAUCUGCUGACCAGAUUUAUAAAGAGCUUCAUUUCCUUUCCUAGCAGGACUCUGCACCUGCCCACAGCGCCAAAACUACAACUGUGUGCUUACUGUGCUGUUGGAGAGGCCCUGACUAUUUAGGGAGUGUAUAGAUUUGACUUUAAGCGAGACAUCUCUGUGUUUUAAUAAUUUAUCUAUUAAUUUUAUACUGGAUUUCUAAUUUUCAUGAGAAACUAGCAUGGGAAAAAAAGGCUUUAAAUAUUUCAUAAUGAAUAUGGAGUUAGAAAGUUAAUCUACUGAGUUUAGAAAACUGAACUUUUGCAGGAUUCAUAAUGUCAUUUACAAUCAAGCCCGAUCGAGAUAUCUUGCAAAAAUUUAAAAGAAACUUUUGGACCUUAAAGUCAUACCUCAUAAAGUCAUCAAAUCAUCAUUUAAACCGAGUCUUCUUCUUCUUAAUAAAGUGAAUUUUGGUGUUUAAUGAGACGAGACUUAUUAGGAAAUUACAUCAGAAGCACAAUCGAAAGUCUCUUAACGGUCGUUUACGUGCCUUGUUUUUAAUUUUGAUGUUCGAACAGGUGAUUUUUGUUUUCAGAAAUAUCAGAGUAGAAUCACCCGCUGCUUAGAUCAGCACAUUACAGAUCAAACUUUCUAUCUUGAGACAUCUUUAGCUUCUGAUUAUAGUUGUGCAUGUGUUUGACAAAGACGAGUACAUUUAAUGUCGAUAGUUUCUUAAUUUAUACCGAAGUCUGUGUAAUUAAUGACCGCAGCAGCCUGCUAUUUGUAAUUGUGCUGGGAUAUCAGGUGGCUCAUGAGCCUUUGGUUUUAAUUAGUUAUCUCCCUGCAGGACAAUGUGUUUUCUCUUUCUAAUCUAUUUCCCGUCAGUUUUCUCCUCCCUUCAGUUUCUGUGAGGGUUUUAUUUUUUUGACACAAGGGCAACGGCAUGUUCCGAUCAAUUCACAAAACGUUUUUAUUUAUUCCUUUAUUCCAGUUUUUAUUGUGACAGCCUGUUUUCUUUUUGGAAAGUGUGAAUUUCAGAAGGCUUGUGUAAGAAGAGGAAGGGGUUGCCGUGUUCCUAUGAAGCCAACCUGUGAGUUGAAUUGAAGGUGGAGAUUGCUCCGAGCUGUUGUUGCAACAAAAUCUGGAGGCACAGGACAGACUCUCUCCAAGCUCCUGGGCGUGUGAGCCAGAGAAAUCCUAAAUCAUAGAAUCCCCCUUACAGAUUUACAACCGUUUACUUUCAGCUGGCUGAGUGCUGCUAUUAGCCGAGUGAGAGACAAUGGUCAGAUAAAUGCCGGGUCUGUGUCCUCCACACAAACAGGCCGCUGAUUUACAGACCCCGCCUUGUCUUCUCACACAGACGGAGAGAAUAUAGACGAGGUGGUUUGGAUGGAAACACAGGACAGAAGGAGGACUGGCUAUCCCGUAACAGAGUUCCCUGUUUGACCAGGGCGGUUGCCAUGGUCACUAUUGUGUGGAGACACUAAUAGUGACACUGAUAGUGAUCAGUCUGCUGUCAUUGAUAGAGACGAAAACCUGGCCCCGUAUUCUUGUCCUGUUAUUUAUUCCCUCACUGCUGUACAUGAUAUCUUCAGUUUGAGUCACACCCUGCAGCCUCACUCCAGGUUUACUGAGAGAAAAGAGAAAAGUGUUUGUGUGUGUUUGAGUGUGUGGAGCAUGACUGCCAUCUGCUGUGGGACUUUGUACAUUACAGCCUUUUCUGUCGGAGUAGAAAACAUUGUUCCACACUGCCAGGUCACACAAGGGAAGUGACAGACCGACAACAACAAAACUCAGUAACCCGAGACAAAAGAAGGAAUCUGAAAAGAUUAGAAGAAAUCACAAAGACCUUGAAGAAAGACUCAACAAAGACCCGGCUGAGCUGAACGGGAACUCUGUGACAUAACAGUAGAAAGCCCAGACACUGUCUUUUUUACUGAAAUAACAGGAAGGAAGGACUCACACCUUUUACCACAACUUUAGAGGUGUCGCUCUUUAAAGGUUUUAUUGUCAUGACAGCUCCAAACACAGUUAUAAACACAAACUGAACAUGAGGUUUGAUAUUUUAUAAAGAAUAAGGGUGGGCCAUUUUGACAAUUUUGCAGAAUGAUGUGACAGUCAAUGAUAUUUAGCACCAACAUGAUUGGUGAUGAUUUGGUCACAACAAAAAGGGGAAACAUAAACCAUGUACAAGAUUCAAAACAAAUCUCUAUUAAACCAAAUUAGAAUAAUUAAGAAAUGAGGCGUGUAAAUCAGUAGAAGGUAGGUGUAUGUGUGUGAGGAUGUUGUGCAAAACAAACAUAAACUAUAACCAAACCAAACCAAACACCUGCAGUGAGGAGCUUAAAUACCCCCAGCACGCCCAGGCCCAGGUGCGCAUGAUUACUCUGAUUGGUGUGCAGAGAGAAACCAACAAGACACACCUCCAACAGCAGCAUGACCCUAAAGGGGCAUCACACAAGAAAUUGUGGAAAAACAACAAAAUACAAAAGUAGAGUAUUUCAUUUUUGUUCAAAGUGUCAUUGGCGUUGUUACUAAUAUGUAUAGAAAUAACAUUAUAAGAAGAAAAGGUCAUAUUUAUUAAUUUAAAAGUAAGAUAUCAAAGUUAAAGCUACUCUCAGGAUCUUUGGGUUUGUAUUAGGGAUGGGUGAUAUAGGCGAAAAAAAUUAACAACAAAAGUCCCAAUAAAAAAAUAUAAUUCCUAGCUAUAUUUUUGACUCAUUUUGUCUUGAGAAAACCAGUUAGAGUAGUCAAAUAAGAUACUUAAGAUACUGCUCAGAAACGUCUUCUUCAUCACCUUCGGCCAUGUUUUUUUGUUAUUCUGCUCUGUGUGGGCUGUGGCUGCGAGUCCGUCGCUCGUGCUUACGUCAUCAACUUGCAUUUAUCGUAUUUAUCAUGAGAUGGCAAAUAUUUAUCAUGGAGGAUUUUUCUGACGAUAUAUUGAUAUGAUAAUUAAGUAUAAGUAUAAGUAUGAUAAUUUAUCGCCCAUCCCUAGUCACUAUAUGUAUGAAAAUAACUGUAUGAGAAGAAAAGGUCAUGUUUAUAUAUUCAAAAGUAAGAUCAGAGUUAAAGCUGCUCUCGGGAUCUUUAGGUUUGCAUUGAUAUUGGCGCCCCCUUGUGGACACAUGGAUGCCUCCUAACUUCCGUACAUCUGAGAGUUGUGUUUUCAGAUAAAACCCAACAACAUCUAUCACUCUGCGUAUUUGCUGUGUGGAAAAGUUAGGAAGGCAGAUUUUUUAGCCUGCUGUCUGAAAAAGAAGUUAUUUGUGGAUCUGUCCUCAAUAGAAACCACUCACUGACAGUCUGUAGAGAAACACUGAAGCCAAACUUCGCAAAUGCUUGUGAAGUGCUUGUGUUUCGUCCUCAGGUAAUAUUUGUGCUCUCUUUCUUAACUUCAGCCAAACAGGUAUAGACGGAGUUUUACACCUACUUAUUUUUAUCAAAACACUCGUCAACCUUCGCCGUACUUUGUCUGUCCUCCUCAGUCAUCGAUUGGAGGUGAGAGCUCAGGUUGCUCAGGCUUUCCUCGCCAAGUUCCAGCUGUCUGCCGAGGAGAUGGCCACACUUCGAGGGGCACGAGACGCAGCCAUUACUGAGGUAAUCACUCUUAUGAUGUCUGCUAAUGAAUUAAAUCACGUCAAAAGUCCUCCCCAUCUGCAUCCACGAGAUGAAGAGAUACAGUAUCAGGUAGGAAUUAGUGUCUUGAUGAUCUGUGGCUUUUAUUAUCGCUUCUCUUCUUUUUCGAGAGGCUCCAUUAUCUCUGCUCUCCAGUGGAAGGGUGAUCCAUCUUUUCACUCUGCCAACGUGCUGCCACAAAAUCUGAUGAGUUGUUAUAUUUGGCCGGGAUAUUUAAUCGUCCGUUAAAAUGAAAUUUUAGGGAUUUGAGGGGAUCUGAACUUUUAGGAUAAUCUGCCUCCUCAUUCCAGAGUGAAAACCUGUCACUCUGAUUGAUGAUCGCAAAUCUGAGCGGACAGCUUUGUUUGACUUUCUGAUACACGCAUACAUAAUUAAUAUAUAAAUAUGGAUAAUCCCAGACUGAAAACUCUGUUACGUCCUGUAAUUUGCACGAUUAGUUGUCAACACUUUCCUUUCACAAGGUUUGAAAAAAAUCGCUGAAAAUCUGCAAACCACAUUUCUCCUUCUAUAUUCAUUUAUGCGUCGUUCAUUUUCCAGGAUUUCUUUAAAGCUCUGGGCCGAGUGAAGCACAUCCACGAGGAUGUGAAAGUCCUGCUGCGAACCAACCAGCAAACGGCGGGGUAUGUUGCUCGUCUCGCUCGGUGGUUUCACUCUUUGCUUUACAUAGGGAUUCUGCUCUUAUGUAAAAUUCAUUGCAUUUCUUUUUAGCAUGAAUGGCAGAACAGACUAGUGGGGGGAAAAAAAAGCUCAUUCAGGUGUGGUAUUUAUGUCACUGUGAGGGAUCUGACACUAUGCUGCUGCUGGUUAUGGGUAUUGAACGUGUGGUCUUGGUUUGCGUCGUUUGUUCCAGGCUGGAGAUCAUGGAGCAGAUGGCCGUGUUACAGGAGACAUCAUAUGAGCAGCUUUACCGCUGGGCUCAGAGUGAGUACAGUACACACAGUUAAUACUUACAGCACACUGAGGUGACCUUUAGUGCACAGGACCUCCAUGCUAGGGCUGGGCGAAAAACCGAAAAUUUACCGAUACCAAAAUUUACAACAAUAACCAACAUCAUUUUGCCCAUAUCGGUAUAUUUGGUGUGAAAAAAAUGAAUAAAUAAAAGCUGGUUUUGGAUGAGUGUAGGUAGGCUAUAGUCUCACAACCCUUUAAGAUGCUGUCCUACGUCAGAGACUUAAGUAGAUGAGGUUAAUGUGGGAGGGAGUGAGCAGCUUGUGGAGCAGUUAUCGUCCAUUUAUCGUUAUCAAAGUGAUCUGAUCAAUAUAGUGAUAUUGAUUUGAGGCCAUAUCGCCCAGCCCUACUCCAUCCUGAACUUCAACUUGUCUGUUUGUUGCCAAGUCAGACCAUUAAGAAAGUGCGUGUUGCAAACAUAAGUGGAGGGCAACAAAGGAUGGAUGAUUUCCCUCCGUAUUUCUUUUGUGUGUUUGUUUUUUGACAGUUGUCAGCUAUAACUGAAUUAUAAGAGAGUUAUGGCGUGUACUGGCAACAUCCGCGGACACAUGCAACUCAUAAUGUUUAACUGAGGUUUUGCCAAAAGACGUCCCAGAGACCAAAGUUUCCCUCGACUCAGCCAUGUGUUUUUUUCUGCAAAAAUCGAAUAAAAAUAAAACUGAAGAGUUUCACUGGUUCUCCCCGCUGCUUGUGAUGUUGACAUGUAGUUACUGUCAGACUGGUUUGUGCUCAAGUCCUCUUUUUUCUGUGAAGCUCCGUUUUUAAAAGUUAUGAGGGGGUUCAUGUUUUCUAUGAUUGACACCUGAUACAGCCUAUGGGCGUUCAGGGAUUGCGUAGCUCACCCGGGGGAUACGCUGUUUGAGCUGAGCGUCAUCACAGCGACUCUCGGCGACUGCGCGGGCUUUAGGAAAUAAAGAAAAAUCCCGGAAAUCCCGAGAGCUUUUUGGCUUCAAAUCCGUAUACAGGCAGUAGGCGGAACCAAGUUAUCCAUAGUAUAUACAGUCUAUGGUCUGACCUGAUCCCCCUCUUUUUACUGCCUGUUUAUUGUUUUUUAUUGUCUGUGAAAAACGGAGACUGACCUCUUGCUGGUUUGGAAAAUAUGAUUAAAUUUUGUUCUUUUGCUUUUAGGGUAACAAUUAACGAAACUAUUUGCAACUAUUAUUAGAGCAUGGAGUAUGUGCUGUAUGUGGUUUUUGUCCUGCUCCUAUUAGAAUUACAAAAGAAACGACAAGAUAAGAUGAUUUAUCUCAUUUCCAUCUGCCCACAAAGAUGAGUGCCGAGGACUGACCCAGGAGACCUGUGAUAUCAGCCCUGUGUUGACUCAAGCCAUGGAAGCCCUGCAGGACCGGCCCGUCCUUUACAAGUAAUAUACACACACAAUAAUGCAAACCAAUCCUUGUUUUGUUCCCCUAAAUGGCUCCUAUAUUAAUAUCAAUGUGUCGUUUAAUAAAAAAGUCAUCCCCAUGCAGCCGAUGGAAGAAAGCAGAAAGUGACAAGUAUCCAGAGAGGAAAAAUAAACAAAGAGAAAGUUUCACACGAAACACAAAGUUGUGUUUUCACGACACACCGUCCUUCUCUCUGUCCGUAUCUUCUGCGCUGCACCUGUCUUCCAGCGAUCAGAGAGUCCAAGGCCACACACUGGCUGGGGAUGUUGAGGCUGAGAGUGGAGAGCAGCGUUCCUGGAAUCUUAAUUCAGAAUUAUCUUGUGUUUAGUCUGUCACAGAGGCCGCCACCGCCAAGUAAUCAAAACAACCUCAGAGUCUUUCCUUUUGGAAAAGCUGCCUGCUGUGUUGAUGUGUGUCAGUGACUGACCUCUGACAAACAGUCUGCACAAAAAAACACAGGCUGCCAACCUUUUUACACGAAGCUUUAGUUUUGAAUCUCAUCUUUUUUUUCUCUCUUUUAUUCAUCAGGUACACGCUGGAUGAGUUUGGGACGGCACGCAGGUGUGCCGUGGUGCGAGGAUUUAUCGACGCCCUCACUCGCGGUGGGCCAGGGGGAACGCCCCGCCCCAUAGAGAUGCAUUCACAUGACCCAAUGAGGUGAAUCACCAGUCAUAUUUAUGAGUUAAACACUGGCAUGGUUACAUAAAUCAAAAUUUCCUUGAAGAAUAUUUUCAUAAUUAUUUAGAAUUUCACUUUUGGACACCAACAUCUGUAAAACUCAGAGCUAAACCGACUCUUUGUGGCAGUGAUGAGUGCAGAAAACAGAAAAGAUGGUGCAGGUUCUUAUGUAAUGGUGUGUGAGGUGUAUUAUUUUAAAUGUCAUUAUGUCUCUAAACAGUAAAUCUAUUUGAAUUACCUCCAAGCUUUUUCCCUGAAUAGGUUCCUCGAUGUUACACCCAUUUCAAGAGGAUGUUAAAUGUCCAUUUUGUUAAGUAUUGCCUGAAUUUCUCUGUGAUUUCUGUGUAGCACAUCCUCUCUACUUUUCCUCCAGUGCCGGAGGCUAAUCGGGAGGUUUUCUCAGAAUACCCGACAUGUGUGGAACACAAAAUCACCUCCACUUUAUAGGAGACAUCAGCUGUUCUGAGAACAUCAGGUUCUUUCUCACCUCCCUAUGUGCUCUCACUCAUUCUCAGGCUUAAUAACACACACACACACACACAUGCACACACACACACACAGGUUCAGGUCUAACCUAACUGUUUUCCAGCAUUGAGCAACACCGAAAGCUAUGUGCGUGUUAAAGCAUUAGCUGAGUGAAUCACGAUGACCCCUGCCCGGAUGUCGCCGCGGUCACAGUGUAGUGAGAUUAGCCCUCGGUUUGGCCUCUUCGCGACGCGCUGAUUAACGCAAACGGUUUUGUCGCUCUUUCAGGUAUGUUGGGGACAUGUUGGCCUGGCUGCACCAAGCCACAGCCUCGGAGAAAGAGCAUCUGGAGGCUCUGCUCAAGCAAGUCACUCUGCAAGGUCUGAUGAUUCUUAGAUAUGAGCUCUCAACUUUGAUUCAUGCUGAAUGUUCGAUUAUAAACACCCCGACCUCCUCAGUUCAUCUUAGAUCAAUUUUAUCUUGAUGCAUGUUUGUUCCCAAAAAACAUUCAACCCCACUUCCAAGAGAAUUUGGAGAGUUUGAUGGUUUGCAAAUCAUUAAAUAAAAAAACAGUGAAAAGACAACCUAUCAAAGGUUAAAUCAUAAAAUUUUAAUGUCUGUUCACCUUCAAAUUAAUGCCAGUUUAUAAAAAGGGAUGAUACCAUAUUUCUAUUUGAAUUUCCCUUUGGGGAUCAAUAAUCUUCUUCUACUACUUCUUCUACCUCUUCUUCCACUUCUUUUUCUUCUUUUUCUGCUUUUUCUUCCUCUUCCUCUUCUUCUACUUCUACUUUUUUCUUUUACUUCUACUUCUGCUUUUCUUCUACUUCUGCUUCUUCUUUUUCUUCUGCUUCUUCUACUUCUUUUUCUUCUACAUCUUCUGCUGCCUUUUCCUCUACAUCUUCUUUUACUUCUACUUUUUUCGAAAACUUCUUUUUCUUCUACAUCUUCUGCUGCUUUUUCCUCUUCAACUUCUUUUACUUCUACUUUUUUCUUCUACUUCUUUUUAUUCUACAUCUUCUUUUACUUCUACUUUUUUCUUCUGCUACUUGUACUUCUUUUUCUUCUACAUCUUCUUUUACUUCUCCUACUUUUUCUUGUACAUCUUUUACUUCUACUCUUUUUCUUCCACUUCUUUUUUCUCUACUUCCUUUUCUUCUUCCUCUCCUUCUCCUCCUCAUCCAUUGAAAAUAGUUGACGCAUCAUGACACUAGAAUAUGACCCUGAAAUGUAGAUAUACUGAAAUCUUAAUAUUUGGACAACAUUUGACUUCCAAACUCCACAAACGGGUUUCCUCAGGUUCAGAUGUUUACAGCCUUGUUUAGAGGACAUGUACAUUUUUCAUACAAUGAUUAAUUUUUCAGUUUUAGUAUUUGAUAUGUUGUAUUUCUACUCUUAUCAAUGAAAUAAAGGCUUAAAAUAUGUCCCAGCUUUUUCAGAAUCAGGGUCGCAGUUAAUGAAAUUGGCCAGUAUGUGUUAGAAUCCAAUUUUCGUACAUUAAUUUUGUAGUAUCGACUCAUCCUCUACUUUUUUUCCUCAUUCAGAGCAAAAUUUACACAUGCUAAGUCAUAACCAAGCAGUCCUAGUUAUUCAGUUUAUGAUCAUUCCUCUGAAACAACAUGCAACAGUCAACAGUGGAAAUCUCUCCAUGCAGGAGUCAAAGUUGUUAUUUUAUCAUGGAUAUCCGUUUGAUCUGAGCAUCUGUUUUUCUCUGUGGUGUAGGUGUGGAGGAGAACAUGCAGGACGUCGUUGGACACAUCACUGAGGGAGUCUGCAGGCCGCUGAAAGUGAGCAGAGGAAUUAACUUGAUGCUCUUUAUCAUAAUGAACAUUGACGUUCACAGCGCUCUGUCGUAUCCAGCUCAUGUCCUCACUCUGUGUGUACCUCUCAGGUUCGAAUAGAACAGGUCAUUGUGGCUGAGCCGGGUGCUGUCCUGCUCUACAAGCUCUCCAACCUGCUCAAAUUUUACCACCACACUAUCAGGUACCUCAUCUCAUUUCAGUCGUUAUGAUUAUAAAAACUCACAAUGCUGAAAAUGUGACUUACCUGAGCGUGUUUUUCUAGCUCUAUCGUUGGAACCAGUGUGGCCUCUUUACUCAUCACCAUGGAAGAAAUGCACAUCCUCAGCAAAAAGAUGUUCUUCAAUAGCUUGAGCCUUCAUGCGAGCAGACUCAUGGAUAAAGUACGGUUUAUUUUGGACAGUAUUUUUUAUCUCUAUGAUGUUGUUUUGUCUUUUGCACUUGUGAGAAAGUGUCUAAUACAAAUUAUUACAUCACCUUAGAGGAAAAAAGGGGAAAAUAGAAAAAGCAAUCUUGUUUUAAAAUUGGGACUGUCUGCAGUCUUCCUGUAGAAAAUGGCUUAAAUCACAGUGCAGAAGUUCAGUUUUGUGGAGACACAUUGUGUAUUUAAGCGCAGUGUCUAGACCCUCAAAGACAACAAGGCUAUUUCUGAAUCCCUUCUGCUUGUAAACAGUUUGGACCUGCAGGCUGCAGCAUCCAAAAGGUGCUAGCUGCCAAAAGGAACCAGACUUGUUACCGUUAAGUUUAAUUGGUAUCCCAAUAUACCUCAGCACGAGCAAAAGCUCUUUCACAUGACACGCUGGCUGCGCCCUGAUCAAUAACAGUUACAAGAAUUAUCCCUGUUGCUCGGAGUUAAUCAUUUUGGAGGCCCUCUGGGUUUUGGUGUCAAUUCCAGCUAAUACCAGGAACACAGCCUUCCCAUAAUUUGCUCUAUUAGGCGGACAAAGGUGGCCGGCCUCACAUCUGUGUUGUCCAUCCAGAGGCCAAUGAAAUCACACUCUCUUCAUUAAAACACCUCUUCUGACUCUGAUCAAGCAGGGCCGCAGAGAAACAGCAGGACCCAGUUUAUACAUGCAGUGUUUCAUGCUGCUCAUUAGGGUUAUGAAGAGCUUUGACGAUGUUAUGAGGACAGCCUGUCGCAGUAGCAAGAGUCGCUGUGCAAGAAGAAUAACUUUGCUUUCUUUUGCGAGGCUUUCAUUCGGUCCUGUUUGUGUGGAAACAGGUGGAGCUGCCACCCGCAGACCUGGGACCCACAGCCUCCCUCACUCAAACCCUGUCCCUCCUCAGGGAGGUGCUGGCCUCACAUGACUCAUCGGUGGUUCCUCUGGACGCCCGCCAGGCUGACUUUGCUCAGGUACGAUGGCAUGUGUAAGAAUAGAAAAUAGAAAGCGUUAUCUCACACUGCCGUCAUAAACGAAUCGAUCGCUGUUUGUUGAGGUAUAAAGAUCGUGAUUUUCUUUAUGACACCCAUUUUUUAAACUUUGUUUGUUUGUCUCUCAGGUGCUCUCUUGCAUCUUAGAUCCCCUCCUGCAGCUGUGCACCGUGUCAGCCAGCAACCUGGGCACUGCCGACAUGGCGACAUACAUGGUCAACUCGCUGUAUGUGAUGAAGACUACGCUGGCUCUCUUUGAAUUCACAGACAAAAGGCUGGAGAUGCUCGAGUUCCAGGUCUGAAAUAUGCACCAAAUCUGAAAUAAAUCACCUUUGUUUCCUUCUAGACUUAAAAACAGUAAGUCAUUGCACAGCACACCUGAGAGGUGUGUGUAAACUGUGUGUGAACUACUCUUGUCAUUCAUCCUGAGUGCUCUGCUCAUGAGUCAUUCAUCCUACAUGAAUGACAUGAAUACAUCAUAGUGUCUGUAUGCGGGUAUAUUGUUGAUUAAAAAAGGUAAUUAUUCUUGAUCCUCCCUUCACCGACCAUAGAAUCCAAAUCUUUUAUUUAAAAGAUUUUAUUCACUCUCACAGGAGCCUGUGCGUCAUAUAUUAUUGUUCGUGCUCCAGUGCAUCACCUAUCCCUCUAUUUUUAGCACUUGUUUUGUAAUUGAGCUGCACAAGGGCUUCUGUGGAAGUUUCAUUAUCCAUUAAGCACAAGCACCACUGCUUUAUAACGCGGGGCCAGGGCUGGAUUCUGAACCUCUCUCUCUCUUUCCAACAUUUUCCAGAUCGAGGCUCAUCUUGACACUCUGAUCAACGAGCAAGCGUCCUACGUGCUGACCAGAGCCGGGCUCAGUUACAUCUACAGCUGUGUGCAGCAGCACAGCACCGAACAGGUGAAGCUCUACCCUACAUGCACAUGCACUGACUAAUGGAGUCGUGCAUCUGUGGAUUUUCACUCACAUCUCUCUUGUCGGACUCACUAAUGGCCCCCUUUACCAGUUUAUAGGGCCUGGCUGCACUGUUUACCGUGCAAUUCCUGUUUAGGCUCUACAGAGCGAUUGCUAUGGUUACCAUGUGACCACUAUUGUUCUCAGGACAUAAUAACCCUUCAAUCAGAUUUUGAGAUGAGAAAAGGACAGUGAGAGGCAGACGAGGUUAUGAGGUUCAUCAAAACAUGGUCGCUUCUCUUGUGCAUAUGAGACAGCUGAUGCACCAGAGUUUCUCGCUUUGCCACUGGGCUGACUGAGACCCAAUAGUUGUGGUCUAGCAUGUGAGUCCUGAGUCCUCGGGUCAUGUCAGGACACACCACUCCCGUCUGUGGCUCUACACACAAACCUCAGCUGAGAACCUUAAUUUUCCUGCUUCUCGACUCGGGUGGCCUUCACGGCUCGUCUUUAAAUAUGUUUGAAAUAAUUAAAUCAAGCAAUAUCCCACAUGUCAGCAUCUGACCGCAAUCCCCCAACGUGGUGUGUCAGAUUUUCAUUUCUGUUUGACAUUUGAUUCCUGCUGUUGUUUUUUACCAGAUCACAGAAAUAAGUCACAGCAAACACAGAAACAGCGAUUAAAUCACUGGUUUGGCACUAGCUGGUGAGUUUGUAGCCUCAUGCUUCAUUAAUGCGCCCAUAUCUCCAUAAAAUCCCUCGAGGUACUGCACUCUAACUUUGACCCUUGAUCCGCCUUGUAAAUGUUGCUUUUAAUGUCGGCCAUUUAGGCAUUUAAGCCUGACUUAAUGUUGCCAUUCUGGAUAAUCAGUGUGGGUUAAUUGCCUGAAAGGUACCUGCUGUUGUAUUCACAGAGUCAGUCAUGUGUUUACCCGGCUUGUUCUGGGCCUUGUUAACAUCCAGAUCUGGAGAGCGGAUUUCUACUGUAUGCAAAUCAUAACGUCUGAGUGUAUUCAAAUAAAUAUCUUCAAUUAGGGCGACGGCACACAGUGACAGAGCUAAGCAAACGAAAGGUUAAAAAAUAAGGUUUUAAAUUAAAUCCUUAUUUUUUAACCGAUUAUGUCAAACUGUUAAUUUUCUAAGAGCUGAUGUCAUGCAGCCGUAAUUCUGUCCGUCCGUUUGCUCCAGGAAACCACCUUUCCCAAAAUAACUGCAGAGAGGAAGGGACUAUGAAAUUCUGUGUCUAAUUCAGAAAGCACAAGCACAGGGUUAAAUACUCCUCAGGCUGCUGUGCUGAGGAACAGACGGAGUCAGUUAUAACAAUGUGAGUAUUUAGCACCGUCAUGAUGAGAGCGCACAGCUUUCUGCAGCGGAGCAUGGAGACGCUUUGAUCUGAUUUCGGUCACAACAAAACACAAAACCGGAGCAAACUGUCCUGAGCUGCAGAGCUUCAAUAUGAAAAUGCUUUUUUCUUUGUGAAUUAGGAACAAAAAUGAGGCACAAAUUUGAUGCUAAGUAUAGCUGCAGUUAGGGCUGGGCGAUAUGGCCUUAAAUCAAUAUCACAUGGGAACAGUAACAAUUAGUAAAAAGUUAAAAUUGAGCACAGUUCAUUCAUUUUGGCUAAAUCUCAGAGUCUGCUGGUACAAAUGUGGGUUUAUAUAUUAUAACAGUGACAGUAGGGCUGAGCGAUAUGGCCUUAAAUCAAUAUCACGACAUAUUGAUCAGUUCACCUCGAUAACGAUAAACGGACGAUAACUACUCCACAAGCUGCUCACCCCCUCCCACAUUAACUAAGUCCAAUUCAGCCGCUCCAACUUUUGAACCGUCCUCCAUCUCCUCACCUGUCUUUCCCUCUUUGUUACGGACUGAAUGAGGAGAGUCACGUCUCUGACGUAGGACAGCAUCUUAAACUCAACUCAACUUUAUUUAUAAAGCACUUUAAAUACAACCAAAACUGACACAAAGUGCUGUACAUAAUAACAUAAAAACAUAAAACAACAAUAAAUAGUAAAAAAAAACAAAACAAAAAAACGAUACAACAAAUGUUGUCUUAUGCUUGGUCAAAAGCCAAGGAAUUAAAGUGGGUUUGUAGAUGGGUUUUAAAGGGACAUAGGACCAUAGCCUACCUACACACAUCCAAAACCAACUUUUAUUUAUUUUUCUGACACCAAUAUGACCGAGAUGACGUUGGUUAUAUUCGUAAAUUUCAGUAUCGGUAAAUUUUCGGUUUAUCGCCCAGCCCUACUUCACACCGUUAAUGUUAUAACUGAUGAGAUUUACCUGCAAAUCUUAAAGGGACAUAGUACCAUAGCCUACCUACACACAUCCAAAACCAACUUUUAUUUAUUUUAUUGACACUGAAUAUAUUGACACGGGCAAAACGAUGUUGGUUAUUGUUGUAAAUUUCUGUUUAUCACCCAGCCCUAGCUGCAGUUCAACUCAUUUAGAAACAGCCGUAGAUUCAGACCUGGUGUUUCUUCUUCCCUCCUAGGGUCCUCUGUCCCUCCUCCCCAGCAUGGACAGCUCCUCUGUCAAAGCCGCCAUGGUGAGUAAUUCUAGUGUGAAGAAGUGAUGAAGAACAUUUUCACGUCAUCACCGACAUAACCAACUCUCUUGUGUAAACAGGUCCAGUUUGAUCGGUACCUGUCGUCUCCUGACACUCUUGUGAUGCCACAGCUCAACUUCCUCCUCAGCGCAGCCAUCAAGUGAGUUUCAGUCCUCGCUGUUAACGAGUCACAUGAAUUUUCAGGCUUCUGAAUAAAUGUUUACGACGUCGCAUGGUCUUUUAACCCGCUAAAGUGCAUAUUCACUGUGAUAAAAAUAGAGCAGGGUGGUGAGCUAAUAAUGUUCAUCAUUCAUUAGCUUUCCCAGAUCUAAUGCAAUCAUUACUGCAUUCCAAACAAACCACCAGAGUAAAUGCACGGCCAGUUUGGACGCCAAAUUGCUCGAGCCGCCAGCCGUAAAGAGAGAGCAGCAGCAGCGAUGCCUGUAUUUGUUGUCGGAUCGGAGGAUGGUCAAGCUUUUAGCUCAAUCCAGCUGCUCCAUUGGAGGACUUUUUCUAUGAGUCACGUUUACUGGGAAGUGCAGCAGGCUUGAGGAGAACUCUGUACCUCAGGUUAAUGUUCUCUAUUAAUGGACAUGGGAGGACUGAUGGGCAGGACGCCAUUAAUUAGCUUCUGGUCCAUUUCUCUCUCACACACUCGUUCGCUGAAAUCACUCCUUUCUUUCUCUCUCUCUCUCUCGUGUUCUCUUAAGUCUGCUUCUCAGCGCGCCUAAAUACACAAAAACAUCAUCCAGCUCCUGAAAACAUCCUCAGAGCCCGCUAAUAACAGAAAUGUUCUUUUAGACCCUCUUUAUGUCACAUUUUGUGUGAGUGCACUCUCUCUGGGGGAGAUGUUGUACUCCACACUGAGUUUUUUUUUUUUUUUUUGGUGUCUGUGGACCACAUAGAAAAGAUCUCAAGAGCAUGAGUGGAAUAUAACAAAGGUGCUGCUGCUGCUGUCUCUGGGCUCCUCAAGAUCACUGUGGCUUACUUUAGUUUCACUUCCCAUCAAAUGUACGGCUAACUUUCCAGCACAGUAGUUUAGGUUUGUAAAAGAUAAAUAAAGAAAAGCUGUUAAAGGAGGUCGACACUAAAAGGAAACACAACUAAAGAUCUAGAGGUCUAUACCUGAGCUUUUCUUUUAGAGGAUGUAGUGGUGCUAAGGUGAUCCACUGAUGGAUGGAUGGAUGGAUGGAUGGAUGGAUGGAUGGAUGGAUAGAUAGAUAGAUAGAUAGAUAGAUAGAUAGAUAGAUAGAUAGAUAGAUAGAUUGGGGUUGGCGACUAAAGAUUGUGCGCAGAAAAAAAGGAAGGGACAUUGUUGUUAUUGCUGCUAUACGGGAUUCUGAUUGGCUAACUUGGGCUUAAACUCCCCGCUACACUGUGACCCGCAUGUUUGAUAUCCUCUUGACGGCAUAAAUACACGGGUUAGCGUAAACGAAAACUUUUCUGAAAACAUCGUAGUGUGCACACAGUUUUUUGUAAACGGAAAGGGUUUAAGCUCCGUUUAUGAAAAUAGAAAGACACGUGUUAAUGUGGUCGUAGGUUAUGUUCACGCUGCAGGUCAGUUCUGAAUUUUUAACCAUUUGUGACACAUAUCUAAAUUUUUCACGUAAGUGUGAACAGUGAAAUUCAUAUUUUUUUUAAAUCCGACCCAGGCCUCUUUUGUAUGUGGAUAUAAAUCGGAUAUGUAUCUGAUGUGACUGCAGCGUGGAAACGUCAUUGAUUUGCGACAAACUUCACCAUUGUUCGACAACACAACAACACGUCCUGCUUUGUGCGCAUGCGGGUCACUUCACGGAUGCAUUCCGUUCACAUUAGAAGCCGCGUUCGUUGUUAUAAUGUGAACGACCGCACAAAAAGAUCAGAUUUAACAAAAAAUCCGAAUUGUGCAUCAUAACCUGCAGUGUGAACGUAGUCUUGGAGUUGCCAGAAAACGGCCUCCAAAUGUUUCCUGUAAAAAUUAAAACCAUCGGCGUUAAAGUCACCUGUUGAUUCCCUGAAAUUUGAGCAGAAAUGCCUUUCCCGGUUAGGCUUCAAAUAGAGUUUUCUGUGAAAGAAAUCGCCUGAAAUGUAAUAAGCAAAGCAGCAAACUGUCCCAUUUGAACAGACAUUUGAACUUUAUUAUCGUGAUCAAUCAAUUAUCUCCAUUUUGAAUCUUAAUUUUGAUUGGCUACCUGCUGCAGCCUGGCACAUGUCUUACUUCAUUAGCUUUCAAGGGGGCGUUUUCAGCGACACGAAUGACUGUAGAUGCAGUUAAUUUGACCAAAAAUCAAAGGAUCUUAUCAGUUCCUUUUGAGAGUAAAUCAAAAAAAUAAUCCAUGAAGCUACAAAAGCUAGAGUGCAGCUUUCUCUUCCUUUUUUAGGAUGUUCAGCCGUCUUUAAAAAACUCUAUAAAGUAAAGCUAAUACUCUUUUAAAGAUGGCUGCAGAUAGUCAAAUGUUUAUCAGCUGGUAAUUACAAAAAGUGGCAUGUGUAUCAUGAAUGUUAAAUGCAUCCAUAGAUGGCAGUGUGCACCACUUACUGCCAUAAAGUGUUAGGACACAGUGGGGGCACACAAUGGUCACUGAACAAAAACCUAAUUAGGACAAAUUCUUCCUCAUGGCCGCCUGAUUUCAGCUCUUUAUGGUGAUUAAUUACAGCAGAGCGCUGAUUACAGGUUUAGAAGUGUUGGACCUAAAUGACACCAUCAAUGCCGGGUUUGAGAAAUCUAAAGAGCUUCAUGUGUUUGUGCAGGGAGCAGAUUUUCCGUCAGUCCACAGAGCUGGUGUGCAGAGCCUACGGAGAGGUUUACACGGCGCUGACCAGCCCGGCGAACAGCUACAAAGACCCAGAGAACCUGGUGCCCAGAUCCCCUCAGCAGGUCCAGACUUUACUAUCCUGAGACUGAUCUUGAAAUCGUGAGGUGAGCUUUGGUGAGAGACGGUCUGCAGGUUAUUUAAAGAAGAUUUGUACAGUGUAUUGACACAAAUGUAAAGACGGGAAGUCUUUAAGGUGAAGUGUGGGGAGGAUGUUAGGAUGUGAGUGGCUGACCUUAAAGAGAGACAUUGGGGAAAGAACAUUUUAUGUACAAAUAUAUAUGUGUGUAUAUAUAUAUAUAUAUAUAUACAGGGAUCCACUUACUUUCACUGUGGCAUGUUUUUUUCUCUCUGUAAAGCUUUAUUUCUACCUUUCUUCCCAUCAUGUCCUCUGUAGAGAGUCCAUAAUUGUACUAAACAAUGUCCUUUACCUGAAAAUAUUGAAGAUUACAUAAAACAUAACAAUACACAGAA
Xyrichtys novacula (pearly razorfish) is the source of this 25049-nucleotide messenger RNA. Lineage: Eukaryota; Metazoa; Chordata; Actinopteri; Labriformes; Labridae. The record is from the annotation of a GenBank genome assembly.